AACUCACUUUUGCUAACCCUCUCAAGUAUGCAGAAAUGUGUUCAUUAUUGAAAUUAGUUUAUUAUUACCAGAGGAUUCGUCAGCCAAUCAUUAUUCACAUGGAGCACAACACACGUACAUCGGUUCAAGUUCUCGUACCACAUCACCCGAGAGAGAUGAAAUUAACAAGGUGAAUAGCAAAUGAACUGAAAUAAUAAUAGUACCAAUGGUAAUGAGAAAGAUUAAACAUUGUGGAAUAUAUUUUGAAAAGAAGAGAUGGAUUCAGUGAAUAGGAAAAUAUGAAGUAAUUUUGAAUCUCAAAUCUGCUUCAUCCAACCUCAAGCAGGUUGGAGUUGUCUCACAGAUGCCAACCAAAUAGUCUGGGUCUACUAGUACAAAGCAGCCCAAUAUUGAUUGACUUCAUGAACUGAUACAAUGUUUUGAUUUCACUGACAAUAGCUUUCUGUCUACAUACUCCUAUCUCAGCCUGGAUUGCAAGUCAUGAUAGGGAGUGACUAAGGAUGAGUAAUACAUAUCCUAACCACCCUAAUCGUUGAAGAUCCGUAGCCUCAUUAAAUAAUUUGUCAUCUUUGCUCGAUAUCUUACGUCCAACCUCAGCAUUGCUCACUCAGUGCUCCCGACUUACGUGAAAAAUGCUUCAAAGACAACUAUGAUCAAAUAACAUUAACUUACUUAUAUCCCUUACUUUGAAAGUCCACGUUUCAUCAUUGUGAAGUAAAACAAAAUAGUGGAAUACUGCAACAUCUUUGCUGUUCAUUAUCCUCUAAACCCUCCGAAAUGCGUUGCCGAGCAAUAAGACAAAAAUAAUUUAUUACUGACAUGUAAAUCAUAUCUGUACUAAAUUCUCGAAUUUAUUCUAUUUCUACUUACUAAAUAACUUAUUUUGUUCAAUGCCUAUAAGGUUAUUCAGAAUAGAAUGUUAAUAGUAAUAUGAAAAGAGACUGAAUAUUUUCUUACCACUGGUUAAAAAGCAGUUAAUGCUACUAUUGUUUCUAUGAUUGUCUUACUUUGAAUGAGCAUUAUACUGUUGAUGUUUGGAUUCCACAAUCCGAAACCUAACUCACCAUUCUUGUUGGAGAAAGUUAAUAUGGAUCAUAAGAGUAGACGAAUUUCACAUUUCUCACUUCAAGACUUAAGAAUAAAGAUCAAAUAUUGGAUUACAUCACAGUCAUACCUGUUCCCCUAUACUCUUUAAUCAAUCACGUUUCUGAGAUGUGUCUAAUUAGCAUAUUGUAUGGUUUUUCCUCACAAUGCUCAGUUUAGUCGGGUUGGGUCAUUUUCAUUAAAUGUUAAUUUCUAGCCUGUUUAGACCUGAAAAUCUAUAUUUAUAUUUGCCUAGAUUUUCUCUCUGUUUAUAAAUUCUUGAUUUAAAUAGUUUGCUCCUAUGCCUCUUGUCGGCCUGAAUCUUCCGAAAAUUCAGUCAGUUAUACAAGAAUUUGUAGAGCCAGUUCCUGAACUCCCCAAAACUAGUAAUGAACAUAUUUCAUCCAUGUGUAAACUCCCAACUCUCAGUACUUCACAACAAACUCCUGAAGAGGACGAAGCAGAAGAAUUAUUUGGAGAGAUUCAAGAUUGCUUUGAUGUCUCAGUGGGUCCAUGCUCUGAUCCUGAUCAAAUGUUAUUAACAAAAGAAAGCUUGGCUCGAAAUCCAGACACCGAUCAUGAGCUCUGUCUUUCAAUGCGGAACUGCAUGAGUUCUGCUGCGUACAUAAAAAUGUCAGAAUCCAGGUGUGAACUCCCAGCAUACCAAUUCAAAGAAGAUAUUGUCUCAACUAUUCGAAAUAACCAAGUUGUUAUAAUAAGCGGUGAAACAGGUUGUGGGAAGACUACACAGGUUCCACAGUUUAUUUUGGAAGAUCAGGUCUUAGGUGGAAAUGGGUCUGUUACGCGUAUCAUUGUAACACAACCUCGGCGUAUAAGUGCUGUUUCGGUUGCUGAACGUGUAGCAACUGAAAGAGGACAAUCUAUAGGAUCUUCCGUUGGCUAUCAGGUCCGAUUAGAACGCCGAUAUCCUCAACGUCCUCAUGGAUCUAUCAUGUUUUGUACGACAGGAAUUAUUCUUCAAUGGUUUCGUUCUGAUCCACUUCUAAAGAAUAUCAGUCAUAUCAUUGUUGAUGAAGUACAUGAACGAGAAUUUUUAUGUGAUUUUCUAUUGUGUAUGCUAAAACGAAUUGCUCCUCUUCGUUCAGAUCUUCGAAUAGUUCUCAUGUCGGCAACAAUCAACGCAGAAAAAUUUGUUGAAUAUUUUGACAAUUGUCCUAAAUUUGAAAUUCCCGGUAGAACCUUCCCAGUGAAGACAUAUUAUUUAGAAGAUGUUUUGAGAGAAACUAAAUUUUGGUUGCCAAAUAAUGCUAUAACCGCUUUAUGCCGUGAUCAAUCACGUACAUUAAAACAGCGUCUUUUAAAAUCUAAUCUUUCAAAAAAAGAAGCUCGUAUAUUAUCUUAUGGAAAAAGCCCUGAAUUCAAUAAAUGGUUGCAUUCAUUAACAGGAUUAUCGUCCAAUGCAAUAGAAAUUUUACGUAGUGUUGGAGAAGAUACCUAUCCUCAAACCGAUCUUAUUGCACAUUCAGUUGAGCAUAUUUUACAGAAUACACAAUCGGGUGCAAUACUUGUUUUUGUUCCAGGUCUUGUCGACAUAAAAGAUGUAAUCAGAUGUUUGCGUGAAUUAAAUCCAAGACGAUAUGAUGAUCGUUAUGGAAGUGUUAGAAUUUAUCCAUUACACUCAAGAAUCCCCACGUCUAGAGAUCGCUCACUGUUCGAACCCUCACCAAAAAAUCAAAGAAAAGUGAUUAUAGCAACUAAUAUCGCUGAAACGAGCAUAACCAUUCAAGACGUAGUUUAUGUGAUUGAUUGUGGUCGUAUCAAAGUGACAGAUUAUGAUCCAAGACAAAACACAUCAACUUUAACUGCGAUCCUGGUUAGCAAAGCCAAUGCAGCUCAGCGUUCUGGAAGAGCUGGCCGUGUACAACCUGGCAUCUGUUAUCAUUUAUUCCCAAGUUAUGUAUACAAUAAUGUUAUGUCAGAUUUCCUACAACCGGAAAUGUUACGUGUCCGUUUAGAAGAUGUGAUUUUAAGAAUAAAAUUGCUAGGCCUUGGUCGUGUAAAGUCUUUCUUAACCAAUUGUCUUGAUUCUCCUUCUGAAGAUGCUAUCUCAAAAACUUUAAUAUUUCUUAGACAAAUUCAAGCUCUGAAAUUAAUCAAAUCGGAAACAUCGAAUUUUAAUACAUCUCAUCCAAUAAAAUCUCAUGAAAAAAGUCAUAAAGUCAAUCGAAAGUCUCUUCGAGAAUUUUCAGAAGCUGUUAAAAAGGAUGUAAAUGCUGUUGGUGUAGAUUCUUUGGAUUCUAGUUGUAUCCAUUUAGAUUCAACAGAUGAAGAUGACGAUGAGUUAACUCCUCUUGGUGUACACUUAGCCAAUUUUCCACUGGAUCCACAAUGUGCUAAACUCUUAAUUUUCGGUGCAUUAUUUGGUUGUUUAGAACCAAUUUUAGCUGUCGCUUCGUGCUUAACAUUUCGUGAUCCAUUUGAAGUACCUUUAGAAAAACAACAAGAGGCUGACCGAUGCCGAAUAGAAUUGUCUCAGAAUUCUCUAAGCGACCAUUGGGUAUUUGCUACAGUUAUUCAAAGUUAUCAAGGACUUAAUUCACAAAUGGAACGUCAUCAAUUUUGUCGAAGAUAUUUUCUUAAUGAACGUACUAUAAAGGAUAUUAUUCGACUUAUGAAUGACUAUGCACAAUUGUUAUAUGAACGAAGGUAUAUUGCUACUCCAAAACCUAAUGAUUCGAAUGCAAACUGUAAUCAAUGGAAUAUCAAUCUUUUCCGAGCAAUAAUGUGUGCAGCAUUAUAUCCAAAUAUUGUAAAAGUGGAUCCAAGAUUUACUAAAGAAGGCAAACCUAAAGUACCAGUUAUUAUGGCUUGUCCAUCUGAGGGUAGAGCAAAUAUUCAUCCAUCGUCAGUAAAUAGUAAAAUUCAACCAACUGAGCCUAUAUGGAUGGUUUAUUUUACAAAAACUAAGCUUGAAUCAGGAUCUUAUCCAUCCAUAUUCGACUCAACUGUCAUAUCACUGAGACCUUUGUUAUUUUUCAGCGGUAAUAUAGAAAUAUCAAAGAACGAUACAAGUCUUUUCACCAUUGAUCAAUGGAUUAAAUUCAGCGGGGAGUUAAAAGUAGUCAAUUUAUUGAAAGAUUUACGGAAAUGCAUGGAUGGACUGUUGGAACAGAAGUUUAAAAGUCCUAGCGUGGUUAACUGGGAUAGAACAAAUAAGGAAGGACGACUCCUUCAAACUAUUGUGGAUCUAUUAACAAGUGAACCCCCGCCAGCUGUUCAAGUUGAGAAAUUAAACUUAAAAACAUUCUCCCUCGGCAUCCAUAAAUAGUUAUUCGCACCACUGAUAACCCUGUAGAUAUAUGUUUUAACAAUUCUGUUUGUUAAUGACUUAAAAUAAAUCUUGUCUAUC
Schistosoma guineensis is the source of this 4453-nucleotide messenger RNA. The record is from the annotation of a GenBank genome assembly. NCBI's taxonomy places the organism in Eukaryota, Metazoa, Platyhelminthes, Trematoda, Strigeidida, Schistosomatidae.